UGUAAAAUCAAAAAAGGAUGAAAACAAAGUUAUUAGAUUUACUAUACAAAUGUUUUGUACAAAAUAUAUUUUUUAAAUGAUUUUGUAGUAAAUUUUAAAUCGCAAUCAUGUUUUGCCCCCACAAGAACUCGUAUCUGCAGCUCGUGUGCGCGGUGAACCCUCGUGUUAUAAAUAAGGCUGUUGAUAGGGCGAUGGAGAAGAAGCACUUUGAUCCACACACAGAAAUCCCAGCAGCGCAAAGGCUAGAGUCAAUGCAACCGUCUCUAUACGCGCCCUGCGUGGACAUAACUCGGGCUCGCCUGGGCUUCGGCCGCAUAGGCUUGCGUCUUAUAAACAGAGACCUUCACUCGCCCGACCAGCUGGUGCAGUUGCAGGCUUUACACAGUAUAUGGGAUCAGGUACAAAUAUCAGAGAAUGCAAUAUUCCUGAUCAACCUUCACGUAGGCUAUCGUCUCGUAGAUUUAAUGCUGGCAUCUGAUCCCGUAAUACGUGAAAAAGUGUGCCUCAUACUCAGCACACUAGCUUCUUACCAUCAAGGGAGGGAACAAAUCACCUCGAGGAUUAAAAUUAUUGAAAACCUCAUGCGACUUAUUCUGAGAGAUCGAAGGGAAAUAAGAUAUGCAGCUGCUUAUACUUUAAGGACAUUAUCUAGAGAUCGAUGCUCCAGCGAAAUGUUGCUAAAAUGCGAAGGAAUUGUUGAGAACCUGCUGAAAUCAGUCAUACACGAAUACGCUGGUAUAGUGCUUCUACAUCUAAAAACUUUGGAGAACUUAAUAGAAUGGGACCCUGAGGGACCACUAAAAGCGAACGCUUUCCAAGUAAUGUUGGAGUUAUUUUCAAAUGGGGACCCGAGAAUUGUCUGUGGUGCAAUGGACUGUAUGACGCAAUUGUGUAAACAUCCUGUAGGAAAACAAUUGGCUGAUAUUUACGACCUAACGUUUGUAUUGAGACCUUACUUAGUAUCCCCAUCAAUAGAAAUAAGGAUCAGUGCGGUCGGAUUGAUGGAGUAUACCACGUUGACGACUCGGUCUAAAUGGCGCGCUAAAGAAUGCUGCGAAGAACUGACCAAGCGUUUAGUCUCAUUAUGUCAUGUCCCGAACAAACCUCCGCUUCAGUUGAGAUGUAUGCAGGUUCUGAUCAACCUCUGCGACUGUCCGGAUAUAAGAUACCACAUGAAACGGUUCUGGGAGAGAAAGGUUAAAGCUAUAAAAAUUCGGAAUCAUGAAGAAUGGGAUGGGACGACAGAAACGACCAGCUAUGGCCUUGAAACAGGGCACAAUUAUAGAACUAUGUGCAUUGAAGGUGUCGAGACUAUUAAAAAUGAUUAUGGGGAUAAUGCUGAAGUUAUCAACGUGCAUAGUUACUUGAGACACAUUCAUGAUGUCAAAGCAGGUUUACUUUAUGCCAUAAAUUGGAAAUCUUACAUAGAUUAA
Bicyclus anynana (squinting bush brown) is the source of this 1433-nucleotide messenger RNA. RefSeq lists its product as uncharacterized. The record is from RefSeq and is a predicted model, not a curated record. Bases 108 to 1433 code for a protein of 441 amino acids. Lineage: Eukaryota; Metazoa; Arthropoda; Insecta; Lepidoptera; Nymphalidae. The transcript is spliced from 3 exons.